AGCUCUGCCCGGAGCCUGGUCAGUGCCAAGCCGGGAUGGGGGACAUCCACUGUGUCCUUUGCUGUGACUGGAAGGGUGUUUCCAGUGUCUGUGGCGUGUCCCGCCUGUCCCGUUCUCAGUGUGUUCCCCUCUCUGACUGCAUAACAAAAGAUAACUGGGUAUUGUUUGUGUCCCAGCUCUAUUUUGGCUACUGUUGCUCUGCUGUCCCCCCUAUGUCUCCUGGGACUUCUUGUUGCUGAAAACCGGCUUUGUGCUGGGUACCCGGAGCCUGCACCCUGGUGCUGCCUUCAGCUUUCACGGUGGUUUUGAAUUUUGUCCACAUAAAUGUUUAUCCCUCGUCCUUCCUGGUAGUGUGGGAUGCCAGCACUGCAGUUUGGGGGGACCAGGCUGGUGUAGCAGGAGGGGAGGCUUAUGGUCUCUGAGCAGCUGCAGGACCAAAUCUCUGCUGGGUACCUGACGGCCUGGCUUGUUCCCAGCUCCCUGUGGCCUCCGGGCAGCAUCAGCCUGUCGGCACCGUCCCUGCUGCCCCCUGCCCUGCCCUGGCCGGCCCUGGCAGCGGAGGGGCGAGGAGGCAGGGCCGGGGAGUUAGCUCAGGUCUCUGCUAUGUGACACGUCUGUGUCUCUUGGCUCCAGGCGCUGCUGCGAGGCGUGGAGCUGUUUGUGCUCACACGAGUUUCCGGAGCACCCCGAGGUCCCCGGAGCUCACUGCAUCCCGAAUCCCGCUGCGGGGACGCGCAUGUGGGUGCUGCCCGUGCAGAGUGACACGUUCCCAGAUCCCUCGCUGUCGUGGCCCCUUCAUCCUGCCUUGCCGGGAGGGCGUUGGAAAAGCACUGAUAUCAUCGGCACAGAGCCUGACUCAUCCUGGCUCUUCAGCACAAGCCGUGCCGCUCAGCGGGGCACACAUUUUAUUCCAAUUAAACCAUUGCAGGCAAGCCAGCUCUACAUAAUGAUUUUUUUUUUUUUUCCCACUCGUAGCAAAGCGUGCCUGCCCCGGGCCAAAAGGUGAGAGGGGACAGAAGUGACGCUGGAGUCAGUGGAGAAUCUCCACCUCUGGUACAGAGCCCUAAGAAUAAGUCUUGCCAGAAACUGCAGGGUCUGUGUCGGCUGCCGCAGCAUCCCUGCUCCCCUGUGCCUCCAGUGCAGGCUCACAGCACUGCCUCGUGUCAAGAGUCCUCACCCUCACCGCAAAUGCCCAGGUUGGAAUGUCACCUCUUCUCUCCACGACACGCAGUCCAGCUCCUGCCAAAAGACCCCAGGAGGGGCAGCAUCAAAGUGCCCCUGUCACUGUGAGAAAAUGUAAGGUGACUUGUUCCUCCUGCCCUUCCUGCUCAGGUUUUUCCCCUUUAUUAGAGGUUUGGGAGGUGAGUCAGGGAGCUGCGGGGUGAGGAUGGAGCUGCGGAGGAAUCGGCAGCUGAGGAAAAGGCAAACCAGUUCCAGGCACAGGUGAAUCACUUGCUGGUGAAAAUACAUCUUAUUCUCUGGGAGGCAUGCGUGGAUGGGCUGGGAGUGAGCUGCAGCUUGACUCCAUCAGAAAAUUGUGGAGUCAAGAAAAAAAUAAAACGAGGCAAGGCAAGGCUGCUUUUCCAGUAAAUGAGGCGAUACAUUGCAAGGGAGCAGCCUGCAGCCGGCAAAGCUCCAGCAGCCCCGUGGUCCUGUGGCUCCCUUAAAAGGGGUGAUUUUAGCCUGGGACAGCGGGGAGACAGAAAAGCCAUAAACACCCUCAGAGGAAUGUGGCUGCCGAGAAACGAGAAUCUCCGCAGGCGAGGCGAGGUGGGGGGAGCCUGGGUGGGGUUUGCACCACCUCUCCAUGCCUGGAGCCAGCCGGUUCCUUGGCCAUGCCCUGUCCCGAGAGAAAACCGCCUGUCCCAGUGCUGACAGUCCCUGUGUGGUGCUGGGAGAGGCUUCUGCCAAGCCCCGGGGGUUAUGUCCCCGUGUCCUCGGGCCCCAUGUCAUACAGACAUUCCUGGUUGCCAGCUGCUGGCACGAGAGCAGGUAGAGUGGGAGGUGCUGUGCAGGCAGCAGGACACCAGCCUCGGCCAAAGAAGGAGCAGGCAGGGCUGGUGGAGGGUGCCUGUCCCAGAGGAAUUUCCUUUUCAUCAUAUCCCACUUGUUUAUGGGCAGCUGAGCUAUUCUGCACAGACUUUGCUCUUAGUGCCAUGGAGCAACCCUGUGUGUCCUGGGGCAUUGUGGAGGUUCUUGGGAAGAGCCCUUGGGGCUGGCUUGUCCCUGCAGGUAGCUGUGGGCAUGUGGUGAUACCUCUGGGCCAGGCUCUCCCCUGUGUGUCCCAGGCUGGUGGCAAAUGUGCCUGACUGAGAUGACCAUGCUGCUUGCUUUUCUUCCAGGACUGAUGAAGCUGCAGCAUGUGGCACUUGUCUGUAAAUAAAUGCUGUAGCUCGUUGUUUCUGUUGAUCUUUCAUAAAGAAAUAGUAUUUGGUUUUCACAUCCCAGCUCUUUUUGCAUUAGAUUUGGGUACAUGCAGUGUUUGCAGAGUUGUGGUUUCCAAUUGCUCCGGGUUCCUGGAGCUGGAGGUGUCUGGGUGUGGUGGCACAGCUGCCCUGGGGGUGAGGGUACCUGUGCACAGAGGGGUCCCACUUAUGAGGGUCCUGGUACUAGUCGUGUUCAUGAGCUGGUGCAAAGCAGCGUCCCCGAGAACAAAGCUGUCCCCAGCAAAGAGAGGGGGCUGACAUGACCAGCCUCCACAGCAAUGCCACCAAAGCAGGCAGGAAACUUUCUGUUCCCCUUCUUGCUGGAGCCAAAGGGAUUCCUGGAGCUAGAGCUGGGAUCAAGCCACAGACAUACAAAAUCCCAAAUAAUGGCACAAAGGCCAUGCAGGCUUGGGAAUUACUGAGCCAGGGUCUGGGCAGAAGGUUUUGGAGCUGUAGACAUUGAUGUUUAGUCCUUUGACCUUUCAAACACUCUGGGUUUUGCUUCCCACCCUUCAUUGUGUUCUCCUGUGCUGUUCAAGAGACUCAAGCCGAGCAAAGAGUUCCUCGCCCUGUCCGGAAUCCUGCUGCUGGCAGCGGGCACUGUCCCACGUCCCCGACUCGUGCCGCACCUUGAGUGGGCAGCAGCGGCUGUGGUGGGCAGGGGGUGGGGGCCUUUAGGGUGAGGGUGCUGCUACCGGGGCGCCGUGGGCGCUGGUUCCUGGAGGUGGAUGCAGAGUGUGGGCAGCGGUGGAUGCUGGCGGAGUACCGGCGAGAUGCGAUGCGGGAUCUCGGGGCUGCGGGGCGAGGGGCCGGGGGUGUCCCUGGACGCUCGGUGGCCUCGGCCCAGCCCCCUCCUUAAUUAGCUGCGGCCGAAGCCGCUCAUUAGCGGCGGCUGGGGACGGGUGCCCUCCCCGCGGAGGCGGGAGGGAGGGGAGCGCCGCCGGCCCCGGAGGUGCGGGCACCGGCACCGGCAGCGGAGCGGGGCUGGAGCCCGAGCCCGAGCCCGGCGGAGGGAUGGGACAGCGGCGGGGCCCGGCCGUGCUGCUCCUCGCCCUGGGGCACCUGGCCGGGCUGCUGGCAGCGGGACCCGCUUGUGCCGACGCUUACCGCGGCCUCUCGGACUGCGUCCUCAAGCUGGGGGACAGCAUGGCCACGUACGAGGAGGAGGAGGGCAUCGAGCUGCAGGGGCUGCGCCGAGUCUGCAGGUAUUGGGAUGAAUUCCACACCUGUACCCUGACAGUGCUCUGGGAAUGCCAGAAGGAAGCAGCAGCUGUCUGGGAGACGCUGAGACGGGAGUCCCGAAAAAACAAAUUUCAAGGCAGCUUGUUCGACCUCUGCAGCCCCAGCAUGGCCCAAAGCUCUGCCUGGACCCGUGUUCCCAACAUUUCCAUCCUCAGCAUGCCCCUCCUCGUCACUUGGCUGAACUUAUAAACUGCAGCUCUGUGAGUAUCCCAGCAAAAGUGGUGGCAGUGUGUGGUGUGGCAUCUUUCAGAUCUAUUUUCCAAAUCUUUGAGGAAUACACUGCGUGGAACUCAGAAACUCCCGGCUCCACCCUGCACCUGUGAGACAUGGAAAAGCUUGGCAGCAUCUCCAGGGUGUUGAAAUUUCUCUGUAAUUUGGAAUAACUCCUCUCCCACUUCUGCCUCAAGGUACAGGCACAGAUCUGGCUGACAGGAGAUUUGGGAACUUGUAAAUACAGGGCACGGGAUUUGGGGAGAAAUGAUAAAUUCUGGAAAAAGGAUGAAUGCUGGAUACUUCUGCACUCUUCUGUGGCAACUGAAAGGAAAUCUGUUUAUUUUGCUGACUCUUUCCACCAGAUAAACUCUCCAAGGUUUUGAUUUGGGUACUCAAAAGAUGGGUAUUUCCCCCACUGCUCCAUGAGGUACAGGGGAUGGUGUCUAUCCUAUACUGGCCUUUCUUCUUUGAGGACAUGGUAAAACCCCAGCUGAACAAUAAUCACAGUUGCAUGACUUCUCUUGCACACAUCUGAAUUCCUGAGUAACUUCUGUGUUAUGUGUAAAUCCCUUUUCUGUGGACAGAGGUGAAAAAUACCUGGGGGGAGAGGGAGUAUCAAGCUAGGAGGACAAAAGGGAUUUAUAGCAACUCUUCUGCUUUAAAGCUUUCCCCAAGGUACCUGUAAGCAGCUGUGGGUAGAAGUGUGUAAUUCCAGAGUAUUAAAGUUUGUUGUAGAGCCAA
Messenger RNA from Taeniopygia guttata (zebra finch), 4622 nucleotides. Its product is annotated as neuritin. The record is from RefSeq and is a predicted model, not a curated record. Gene Ontology annotation, cellular component: plasma membrane. Gene Ontology annotation, biological process: nervous system development; neuron projection extension. NCBI's taxonomy places the organism in Eukaryota, Metazoa, Chordata, Aves, Passeriformes, Estrildidae.